This is a messenger RNA of Uranotaenia lowii, 640 nucleotides long. RefSeq names its product calmodulin-beta-like. Lineage: Eukaryota; Metazoa; Arthropoda; Insecta; Diptera; Culicidae. The record is from RefSeq and is a predicted model, not a curated record. Bases 103 to 552 code for a protein of 149 amino acids. The transcript has a single exon. Gene Ontology annotation, molecular function: calcium ion binding; enzyme regulator activity.
CGAAGGGUGUCAUGAUUUUGAGCUCCAGAAUUAUUAUUUAGAAAUUUUCAAGCCAAAUUAGAAGUGUCCAAAAUUAAACAAAAUUCAAAAUCCCAAAAAAAAAUGUCCGCCUAUUCCCUGACCGAUGAGCAAGAGCGCCACUUCAAGCACAUGUUCCAGGUGUUCGACAAGGAUGGAAACGGUUCGAUAACGACGAAAGAGCUAGGAUCGAUAACGCGGGCCCUCGGGAUGAAUCCUUCCCAGGCCGAGAUCGAACAGAUGAUCUUCGAGGUAGAUCUGGACGGCAGUGGCACCAUCGAGCUGGAAGAAUUCUUGACGCUGAUGGCCCGAAAGAUACGUCACGAAUCGUCGGCCGAGGAACUGAGGGCGGCUUUCAAAAUAUUCGACAAAAAUGGAGAUGGUUUCCUGUCGGUCGAUGAGCUGUCCGUUGUGAUGAAAAGUUUCGGGGAACGUUUGACCGAUGAGGAACUGGAGGAUUUGCUGGCCGAUGCGGACGUCGACGGAGAUGGGAAGAUCAAUUACGAAGAAUUUGUGGCGAUGCUUAUGAAAUAAAAUAAAUCACUUUUCGGUAAAUGCCUAUUAGGAUACUAUUUAUCUGCGUUUGAAUUUCGGAUAUAUGACAAAGGAAGUUAUCCUUGUA